AUGGGGGACAGAAGCCCCUUCGCAACGGAUAUGCUCACCCUGACCCGCUACGUUAUGGAAAAGGGGCGUCAGGCCAAAGGCACCGGGGAGCUCACACAGCUGCUCAACUCCAUGCUGACGGCCAUCAAAGCCAUCUCCUCGGCCGUGCGCAAGGCUGGCCUGGCCCAUCUGUACGGAAUCGCGGGAAGCGUGAACGUGACAGGGGAUGAGGUGAAGAAACUGGACGUGUUAUCCAAUUCCCUGGUCAUCAACAUGCUCCAGUCCUCCUACAGCACCUGCGUCCUGGUCUCGGAAGAGAAUAAAGACGCACUUAUCACCGCCCAGGAGAGGAGGGGGAAAUACGUGGUCUGCUUUGACCCACUGGAUGGAUCUUCGAACAUCGACUGCCUGGCCUCCAUCGGAACCAUAUUUGCCAUCUACAGAAAGACCUCAGAGGAUGAGCCUUCUGAAAAGGAUGCCCUGCAGCCGGGCCGCAACAUUGUAGCUGCGGGCUAUGCACUCUAUGGAAGUGCAACACUGGUGGCUCUUUCCACUGGGCAAGGAGUGGACCUCUUCAUGCUUGACCCAGCUCUUGGUGAAUUUGUCCUGGUGGAAAAAGAUGUGAAGAUUAAAAACAAGGGAAAGAUUUACAGCCUCAAUGAGGGUUAUGCCAAGUAUUUUGAUGCCGCCACCACAGAAUAUGUGCAGAAAAAGAAAUUUCCUGAGGAUGGCAGUGCUCCCUAUGGGGCCAGGUAUGUGGGCUCCAUGGUGGCUGACGUGCACCGCACCCUGGUCUAUGGAGGCAUCUUCCUGUAUCCAGCGAACCAGAAAAAUCCGAAGGGCAAGCUCCGGCUCUUGUAUGAGUGCAAUCCUGUGGCCUACAUCAUCGAGCAGGCAGGAGGCAUGGCGACCACAGGCACCCAGCCUGUGCUGGAUGUGAAGCCUGAGACCAUUCACCAACGAGUCCCCAUCAUUCUAGGGUCCCCGGAUGAUGUGCAGGAAUAUCUCACCUGUGUACAGAAAAACAAGGCAGGCAGGUAG
Molecule: messenger RNA, 1020 nt
Organism: Mesoplodon densirostris (Blainville's beaked whale)
Lineage: Eukaryota; Metazoa; Chordata; Mammalia; Artiodactyla; Ziphiidae
Gene: FBP2
Product: fructose-bisphosphatase 2
Exons: 7
Coding region: 1-1020 (339 amino acids)
Biological process (GO): gluconeogenesis; fructose 6-phosphate metabolic process; sucrose biosynthetic process
Cellular component (GO): cytosol; cytoplasm
Molecular function (GO): fructose 1,6-bisphosphate 1-phosphatase activity
Source: RefSeq, a predicted model, not a curated record